AUGGGGAAGGCGGCAGUGGGAGCAGCGGUGGUUUGCGCGGCGGCAGUGUGUGCGGCGGCGGCGUUGGUGGUGAGGCACAGGAUGAGAUGUUCAGGGAGGUGGGCCAGGGCUAUGGCGAUAAUAAGGGAGUUUGAAGAAAAUUGUGGGACCCCUAUUGGGAAGUUAAGACAGGUGGCUGAUGCUAUGGCUGUUGAGAUGCAUGCCGGUCUUGCAUCUGAGGGUGGUAGUAAGCUCAAGAUGUUAAUAAGCUAUGUAGAUAAUCUUCCUUCCGGAGAUGAGAAAGGAUUGUUCUAUGCAUUAGACCUUGGCGGAACAAAUUUUCGUGUUAUACGGGUACUGCUGGGAGGGAAGGAGGCAGGUGUUGUCAAACAAGAGUUUGAGGAAGUCUCAAUUCCUCCACACUUGAUGACAGGAUCUUCAGAGGCACUAUUUGAUUAUAUUGCUGCUGCGCUUGCUAAGUUUGUUGCUACAGAAGGUGAAGGUCUGCAUUCACCUGGGAGACAGAGGGAGCUUGGGUUUACCUUCUCGUUUCCAGUUAGGCAAACAUCAAUAGCAACUGGAAAUCUUAUAAAAUGGACAAAAGGCUUCUCAAUAGAAGAUGCGGUUGGACAAGAUGUGGUGGGAGAAUUAACCAAAGCCAUGGAGAGAAUUGGCCUCGACAUGCGUGUGGCGGCUUUGGUGAAUGAUACAAUUGGAACGUUAGCUGGAGGUAGAUACUUAAACCCGGAUGUCAUUGCUGCUGUAAUAUUGGGUACUGGAACAAAUGCAGCAUAUGUAGAGCGAGCACAUGCAAUUCCUAAGUGGCACGGUCUUCUACCCAAAUCUGGAGAAAUGGUUAUCAACAUGGAGUGGGGUAACUUCAGGUCAUCACACCUUCCACUAACGAAAUACGAUCAAGACUUGGAUGUUGAGUCUUUGAAUCCUGGAGAACAGAUUUUUGAAAAAAUUAUUUCUGGUAUGUAUUUGGGAGAAAUUGUACGCAGAGUUCUACUGAAAAUGGCUGAAGAGGCUGCCUUUUUUGGUGAUGUUGUUCCACUGAAACUGAAGAUUCCAUUCAUCUUAAGGACUCCUCACAUGUCUGCGAUGCACCAUGAUGCAUCUUCAGAUCUGAGAGUUGUUGGAAGCAAACUAAAGGAUAUCUUAGAGAUACCUAAUACCUCCCUCAAAAUGAGGAAAGCUAUUGUUGAGCUAUGUGACAUUGUUGCCACUCGUGGUGCCCGCCUAUCUGCUGCUGGUAUUGUAGGCAUCCUUAAGAAAUUGGGGAGAGAUGCAGUCAAGGAUGGCGAAAAGCAGAAGUCUGUGGUAGCAAUGGAUGGUGGGUUGUACGAACACUAUUCUGAAUUUAGUACCUGCAUGGAAAGCACUCUCAAGGAGUUGCUGGGAGAGGAAGUUUCUGACAACAUUGUCAUUGAGCAAUCUAAUGAUGGCUCAGGCAUUGGAGCUGCUCUCCUAGCAGCCUCCCAUUCCCAAUAUCUGGAGGUUGAAGAAUCGUGA
Molecule: messenger RNA, 1494 nt
Organism: Dovyalis caffra
Lineage: Eukaryota; Viridiplantae; Streptophyta; Magnoliopsida; Malpighiales; Salicaceae
Source: the annotation of a GenBank genome assembly